Morone saxatilis (striped sea-bass) is the source of this 2958-nucleotide messenger RNA. It is a transcript of the gene ephx1, whose product is annotated as epoxide hydrolase 1, microsomal (xenobiotic). NCBI's taxonomy places the organism in Eukaryota, Metazoa, Chordata, Actinopteri, Moronidae. The coding region runs from base 200 to 1567 and encodes 455 amino acids. Gene Ontology annotation, molecular function: epoxide hydrolase activity. The transcript has 9 exons. Gene Ontology annotation, biological process: epoxide metabolic process. The record is from RefSeq and is a predicted model, not a curated record.
UGUAUAAUAAUUGGGUUGGUCUUGUCCACCCAGCUAAAGGUGAACGUUUGUUUUAAUUAGAAGUAGAGGGAGCCAGGAUAGAGGGGAGGAGUCAAGGAAACAGUUUAGGCUGAGGCAAAGCGGAGCGGCACCGACGGCAGCGUCCGAGACCUCUCCUCAACAGGUAACUCAGCUGAAGCCGUUGCAGACACUAAGCACCAUGUUCACAGAGGUGCUUGUCGCUCUGCUGACUGGAGGACUGAUCUACUUCCUGGUUCGGAAGAACAAGAUCCAGGUUCUGAAGACAGAGGAUGGCUGGUGGGGGGCCGGAGCACCAGCCAGUGGUGGAGAGGAUGUCACCAUCCGCCCCUUUAAAGUCGCCACCAGUGAUGAAGAGCUGGAGGACCUGUACAGGAGGAUAGACCAGACUCGCCCUGUUCCUUCCCUAGAGGACAGCCAGUUUAAUUAUGGCUUCAACUCCCAGUACCUGCAGAAGGUGGUCUCUUACUGGAGAAACGACUUUGACUGGAGGAGACAAGUUGACAAAAUCAACCAGUACCCCCACUUCAAAACCAACAUCGAGGGCAUUGAUAUCCAUUACCUGCAUGUGAAACCCAAGACGGUGCCAGAGGGAACCGCUGUGAUUCCCCUGAUAAUGGUUCACGGCUGGCCUGGCUCCUUCUAUGAGUUCUACGGGUUGAUCCCUCUGCUGACGGAACCAUCAGACCCAGGUGACCUCGUGUUUGAGGUGGUGUGUCCCUCUAUACCAGGGUAUGGUUUUUCUGAAGCACCACACAAGAAAGGUUUUGAUUCAGUUUGUGCAGCACGCAUCUUCCACAAACUGAUGAGGCGUCUGGGCUUCCAGCAGUUUUACGCUCAUGGAGGAGACUGGGGCUGGCUGGUCACCACCAACAUGGCUCAGCUGGAGCCAACGACAGUCAAUGGUUUGCAUGUGAACUUCGCCCCGCCCUCCAAGCCGACGCUGCCCAUAGUUUUUUCCAUCAUGCUCGGCCGUCGCUUCCCUAAGCUGUUUGGCUUCACUGACAUAGACAUUCAGCGUCUCUUCCCCCCCACGGAGAAACUGGUGGUGGAGUCCAUCAAAGAGUCCGGCUACAUGCACAUCCAGGCCACCAAGCCUGACACCGUAGGUCGAGGAUUGAAUGAUUCUCCGGUGGGUCUGGCUGCCUACAUUCUGGAAAAAUUCUCCACGUGGACGAGCUCUGACUUCAGGAACCUGGAGGAUGGAGGAGUCACCAGGAAGUUCUCUCUGGACGAUCUGCUGACUAAUGUGAUGAUCUAUUGGACGUCUGGCUGCAUCAUCUCCUCCAUGAGGUUCUACAAGGAAAACUUUGGCCAAGGCCUCGACGCACCUCACACUAAGAUACCAGUGUGCGUCCCCACUGGGUUCGCGUGCUUCCCCAACGAGCUCAUGCACUCUCCCAAGCUGUGGGUCAAACAGAACUACCCUAAACUCGUGAGCUACACGCACAUGGCCCGUGGCGGCCAUUUUGCUGCCAUGGAGGAGCCCCAGCUGAUGGCCGAGGACAUCCAGAACUUCAUUAAGACAGUGGAGAAGAAGAAGAAAUAGAAGAUGAUCAGGUGAAAGAACUAAACGUACAGUAUGAAAGUAUUGAUAAGCUGAUGGGAUAAGCAAGUGGAGCACAAUGGUGAGCAGUAAGUAGACAUAUACACCAAAUCUUGAUUCUAGGCAGUGAAGUAAGUUUCUCUUUGUGCUGGAAUCAAUGAUAUAGGGUAGUUCUGUUAGUUAAAUCCCUUAUCAUAAUUCUUCAUGAUUGAGCCUUAUGCAGUGUUGCACUUUUUUCAUUGGCUUGGGCUCAUUCUCUGUGCAACUGUCACAAAUCUAUCUUGUGUCUGCAGAAGGUAGUAACUCACAUAAUUGGCCAUAGUCACCAAAAUGAAUGGAUGAAUUGGAUCGUUUAUAUGAAGACAUUUUUAUUACAUGAAGGAGACACGUUCACAUCCUUUAAUGCUAAUCCAAGUACUGUUCGACUUGUUUAUAUAAGCACAAUAGUAAAUUACAAAAAAAACCAUUUCUUUCUGCAAGUGGAAGGUUGCUGCAGGCUUGCUCACCAGCAGCCACAUCACUAGUCCCUAACAAACUCACAGCUACACCUGUCAGUGCAGAUUAAAGUCGGAGAGUUUCCUCCAAACUUCCCUCAGCCUUGUAGUCUUGAAUUGUUUACAAAGCAGCUGCAGAUGGGAGGUCAGGGGGUUGCUUGUUGUUAUUGUGUUGACAGUUUGGUCGAGGUGCCAGGCAUUCCUCUGACCGAUAACAGGAAACCUCUUUACCGAAGCUACAGCCAUGCCCCCACGUUAUCGGCUUAACCCACUGAAUUAUGUUUCAUUUUGCUGUAUUUUUCCCUCUGAGCUUAUUCAGAACUUAUUUUAGUAUUUUAACGCUCUGAUGAAGUCAGAUUUCUUUAAUACAUUACACAGUUAACACAUUUUGACAGCUUUUGAUUUAUUUGCUUUAUCAGUUUUACAUUUUGCCUUAUGGUGGACUUUGAUUUGCUACAAAAACUAGAAGCACUCAUAUUAAUGUCCUUCGUUAAAGUUUUUGAUAUUCAGAAAUCUGAUAAUCAUCAUAAGAUCAUGUUGGUCUUGACAAAGUUGAAUACGAUCUGUAAUGCUGUUUGACAAGUUUUUUCUGAAGGUGAUUUACUUAAAUGAUGAAAUGUAUUUGGUUUUAUUAAAAAGAGUGACCUGGCCAUUCGGAAUGUAUCUCUGGUAAAAUAAAAGCCUUGGAAAUGUAGUCACCAGAGGUGUUUUGUCAACUUCUGAAAUGCCAUUUUAUUUCACAAUAAUGCCAAAAUCUGAUCUUUCCCUUUAUAAACAAUGCAGUUUAAAAUAAAUCGGAGUGUAUCCUAACAUUCCAGGAAGACCAGAAUGACAUGUUGUAUCUCAGAUUGUGGCAGGCACAGUGUUAUUUUUGACCAAAUAAAACUGACACUGAGUAGA